AUGGAUAUCGCGGCACAUUAUAACCUGUUCAGGACUGUUUACGACUGUCGAGAGUGUCGAUCAGAACUUACUCGAUCUCAAGUGUCAGAGGAAGCCAUCUUGGCGCUCAAGCUUGUGAGACCAUCGAGCCAAGCCAGUCACAUAAGGGAUCUUGCCCUCAUCUGGGGCACUCAAGAUACUACUGCAAUAUCAGCGAUGAUGAGGGGGUUCUGA
This is a messenger RNA of Puccinia graminis f. sp. tritici CRL 75-36-700-3, 213 nucleotides long. RefSeq lists its product as uncharacterized. Lineage: Eukaryota; Fungi; Basidiomycota; Pucciniomycetes; Pucciniales; Pucciniaceae. The record is from RefSeq and is a predicted model, not a curated record. Bases 1 to 213 code for a protein of 70 amino acids. The transcript has a single exon.